Molecule: messenger RNA, 465 nt
Organism: Olea europaea var. sylvestris
Lineage: Eukaryota; Viridiplantae; Streptophyta; Magnoliopsida; Lamiales; Oleaceae
Product: antifungal protein ginkbilobin-2-like
Exons: 4
Coding region: 1-465 (154 amino acids)
Cellular component (GO): plasmodesma
Source: RefSeq, a predicted model, not a curated record
AUGGAUCUUCUUCUUCCACCAAAGACGAUGAUCACCCAAAACCUACUUAAAUUGUCAAUUUUAUUGCUCACUUUUUGUUUCGUGGUAUCGAGUGCACCAAACACUCGAGUCAAAUUGGUGCAGUGCAACAGUAAUUCAUACUCGAAAGGCGAUCCAUUUACUAUUAGUCUAGCCUAUAUUCUUGCUGAAUUGGAGUCUACCACGCCCACCCGUGAAGGCUAUGAUUUCUACAAUAUUUCGCCUUAUCCAAAUGCAUUUGCCUAUGGGCAUGCUACAUGUAGCACAUAUUUGACUAGAUCAGACUGCAAGGUCUGCCUUGGCGCAGCCAAAACUGCCAUGUUGGGGUCUUGUGAUGGGCGGAUCGGAGCUCGAGCACAGCUGUAUGAUUGUAGUGUUAGAUUAAUAGCAUGUUUGAUAGAACUUACUUUAUCUCUAACGGUCAACAAUAUAAGUGAUUUAAUAUAA